AUGGUACCAAAGUUAACCAUUCCUGAAACAUCUUAUGAUGCUUCCAUCUAUACCACUCCUCAUAGGAGAUCAUCUUUACUCAUAUAUUUAGUAAGAUUAACUAAUGGAUCGAGUUUGUUGUUGAUUUUAGCUUACAUUGUGGGGUAUUUUGUCAUUAAACCUUUACUUGAAACCAAGAAUGACCGAAGACUAGAAAUCUUAGAAAAGUAUAGACACAAAAUAAGAGACACAUACUUGAAAUUGAUAGGUCUGGUUGAUUAUAUUCCAAUUGUUGGUAUCAAGAAGAAUAAAAAGGUGGUCGUUGAUAUGAUUACUCAAACUGAUGAAUCAUAUUUGAAGAAAACAGUUGAAUUAAAUAACGAAGAGAAGUUGGAGAUGUUGAAUAAAGAAGAUAAAUUGAGUCAAAAGAAGUUGUCAGAAAAGUUGAACAAAUUAUCAGAAGUGUUGAAUAGUUGUAGUUCGUAUUCCACUCAAGAAAUGCCCCAUUAUAAGACUGUCCGAGAUGAUUUGAAGAUAUUUCAACAUGAUAUCGAUACAAAAUUAUUCAAUUAUGACACUUUAUACAGUGAUGGGAAGAGAAACCUUGUGGUGGAUAGUAAAAAUGAUAUAAGAAGUAUGAAAGGGUUAUAUAUGAGUGGACAGAUAUGA
Molecule: messenger RNA, 648 nt
Organism: Yamadazyma jaroonii
Lineage: Eukaryota; Fungi; Ascomycota; Pichiomycetes; Serinales; Debaryomycetaceae
Source: the annotation of a GenBank genome assembly